This is a messenger RNA of Erigeron canadensis, 928 nucleotides long. RefSeq names its product V-type proton ATPase 16 kDa proteolipid subunit-like. The transcript is spliced from 3 exons. Gene Ontology annotation, cellular component: proton-transporting V-type ATPase, V0 domain. The record is from RefSeq and is a predicted model, not a curated record. The coding region runs from base 96 to 596 and encodes 166 amino acids. Gene Ontology annotation, biological process: proton transmembrane transport. Gene Ontology annotation, molecular function: proton-transporting ATPase activity, rotational mechanism. Lineage: Eukaryota; Viridiplantae; Streptophyta; Magnoliopsida; Asterales; Asteraceae.
AUUGUAUAUGUGUACAUAUUUUCGGAUCAGAUCCAAACACUAAAACAAUAACCCGGUCACCUUCUUCAUCAUCAUCUGAUCAAAAAAAAAAAAAAAUGUCAUCAUCAACUUUCUCAGGCGAUGAAACUGCUCCGUUUUUCGGUUUCCUUGGUGCCGCUGCUGCCCUCGUUUUCUCCUGUAUGGGAGCCGCUUAUGGGACUGCGAAGAGUGGUGUUGGAGUGGCUUCGAUGGGAGUGAUGAGGCCUGAGUUGGUGAUGAAGUCGAUUGUGCCGGUGGUUAUGGCUGGAGUGUUGGGUAUAUACGGCUUGAUUAUUGCUGUGAUUAUUAGUACUGGGAUUAACCCGAAAGCUAAGUCUUACUAUCUGUUUGAUGGCUAUGCUCAUCUUUCAUCUGGUUUGGCUUGUGGACUUGCUGGUCUUUCUGCUGGUAUGGCUAUUGGAAUUGUGGGGGAUGCCGGUGUCAGGGCUAACGCACAACAACCGAAACUUUUUGUUGGGAUGAUCCUUAUUCUCAUCUUUGCUGAAGCUCUGGCCCUCUACGGUCUUAUUGUUGGCAUCAUCCUUUCUUCUCGAGCUGGUCAAUCUAGAGCCGACUAGAAUAAUUGACCAUUGUCCCAUCAAUGUGUUUGUUGCGUCUUUAAAGUGAGCGUUAUUGUUACCCUUGUUCUCUGGUUAGAGUCGCUGUUUGUUCAAGCUUUCUUGGGUGGUGAGGUGAUACCGGCUGGUUGUAGACAAGAUUCUAGUUUUCCUCAAUAAAGUCACUAUAUUAUAAUUAUUAUUUGUUGCUUAAUUUUUGCAUUAAACCCUCUUUGGACACGGUAUCCUUGUAUUCUGGUCCUGUAGAUGAUAAGACCUGGAAUUUAUGGAUUAUCAUUUAUUUGUAUCAUAAUUUCUAUUAAUUACAUGUUUUCCUACUAGUUUAAGUUAAA